Messenger RNA from Penicillium angulare, 606 nucleotides. RefSeq lists its product as uncharacterized. The coding region runs from base 1 to 606 and encodes 201 amino acids. NCBI's taxonomy places the organism in Eukaryota, Fungi, Ascomycota, Eurotiomycetes, Eurotiales, Aspergillaceae. The record is from RefSeq and is a predicted model, not a curated record. The transcript has 3 exons.
AUGAAGCUGAUUCUCAUCGUCGUUUCUGCCUUGCUGGCUCUGGUCGUGGCCGACACCACCACCACUGCUGCUGCCUCGACUAUCACUACCAGUGCCGAGGCUCAGUGUUCCAAGAGCUGUGACUCCAAGGACACCUGCUGCAUCGCGAAGUGCUACCAUGUUCCUUGCCCCAGUGUCAACCAGGCUAGUGACACCAACAAAUGCGUUUCUGCAUGCCCCCAGGGUACUGGCACUCCUGAAGAUACCAAGAAAUAUUCCGAUUGCGAGCAAAGUUGUUACAACUCUCACUUCCUCCCCGCCAAUGGUGCUGCAGCUACUGGAACUGAUGACUCUGUCACCACCACCAACGCUGGCACCACCCUCUCUGGCACCCAUGCCAGUGAGACUGGAGCUACUACAACUGAGUCCGGCAAGCAUACUACUGAGACUGGAUUCACCACUGCUACUGGCGGUACCAAAUCCACCAACAAAGAAACUACCCACACUGGCAGUACCACCUCUGCUCAUGCUAGUGGAACUAACACCAAGAAUGCAGCUGCUGGUAUCAAGAUGGGUGCCUCGGGCGCUAGUGCCCUUGGCUUGAUCCUGGCUCUUUUUGCGCUGUGA